UGUGCAGAUAUCGAUGUGUGCCGGUGGUGCCUAGCAGAACGCCAAUGAUUAUGCCGUCGGCAGCCCACGCACCGAUUGCGAUGAGGUAGCUGGGCACAGCGCACGCACAUGGACACAUCCACACACGGACAGAGAGACGUGCUUUCUUCCUUCCCUGUCUGUCUUUGUCAGACCUCCUGUGUUGCCGUCUAUGCCGCCCCUAGCGCCUUCCCUGCCGUCCUUGCCGCCCUUCGCACCCUUCUAUCGACCACCCCGCCCGGCCCUUCCCCCACAGCCGAUGCGGGCACAGCCGAUUCCGCAGUGGGCACCAACGGCCGUGGGACCUGGGAACAGGCAGCUGCUCAUUGCGCUUGCUCAUUGAUGCCUCUCCCUGGCUGACUGAAUCACUGACUGACGGACGUGUACUGGCUUUUGUUUUGCGGUGUGUGUACUCAAGCGUAUUCGACGGACGGACUGGGUGACCGAGCAAGGCCUCCGAUGUGAGAAUAUGCACACAAAACACUAGGGGCACAAUAGCCAUGUGGUGUCUCUGGUUGUGAUGCAUGCAGAGUGGACAUGGAGAGGGUAGAGCCACCUCGAGUGCGCGAGGCAAGGAGAGGGCGAGAUGCUCGUGUAAGUAUGUGGAGUACGAGACAUGUUCAAGGCAAAUAUGCCUCUUGCUUUGUCUCUUUCCUUGUGUGCAGAUUGCUGCUUACAUUUUGUAUUCGUCGACAUGUACUCAAACGUAUCUGACGGACGGGCUGGGUGACCGAGCAAGCAGCGGCGAGCAAGACCGUAUCAUGAGCCCAUUGUGAUGAGCGGCCUCCGAUGUGAGAAGAUGCACACAAAAGACUAAGACCACAGUACUGCAUGUGGUGUCUCUGGUUGUGAUGCAUGCAGAGUGGAGAGGGAGCGAUGGCAGCGGGAGCCACAGCACCUGCGAGAUGAAUCGGUCGAGAUUGCGGCGUGCGAGGCUGCCAUCGACGCGGCCCUCGCAUCGUCUCCGCUGUGUCGCCCCGCAGCGUCCUCCGACACCCCCCUGGCUGCCCCUGCUGCUGCCCCUGCUGCUGCCAGGUACGUCGGUGUGUAUGCGAUGUUGAAAUUGUGGCGCGCACCGACACGCACACGUCACUCACUGAUCAUAUCGUUGCCUGGUGUGUGCAUGCAGAUGUGAGAGCGACCAGGUUGAGACGCCACUACGCGCCGAGCUUGAACAGCUGAAGGCCGAAUACGAGUGAGCAGACACAUCAUGUGGAGAGGAGAGUGGAGCCGACCCAUCCAUAUGUACGUACAUGACUGUGUUUGUUGGAUGGACUGAUGAAUCAAUGCAGACGCGUCCAGCAGUCGGCCGCACUCUUUGAGGACAACUACUCGACUAUUAGCGAGUUCUGGGCGGAGGCGCAGCAGGAGCUGGGUGAGCAAAGGCGUCCGCCAGGAGCGUCCACGCAUCAUACACCGAAAUUUGUGUUGGUGAUGUGGCUUUGUGUGUUUCAGACGCCGCACGGCAGCGAGUGGCCCAGCUGCAAGAGCAGCUAAAAGACGCCCAGCAAGGGUGGCAGAAGGUCGGUCACACACACGUGCGUGCAGACAGAGGAGCACUUCCUUAGUCAUACUAUCUAUGUUAUGUCCACUAUACGCGUGUGUGUCAGGCUGAGAGGGCGAGGGAAGCUCUCAUGUUCUGGCACAGGCCUGGCCGCCGGUGGGGGUGGAUGCCUCGGACCUAUUGGGAGGACGAAGACGACGACGAAGAUGACAGCAGAAGGUACACAUACUCACUCAGGCAGACCUUCCAUCCAUUGAUCGAUCGACAACAAAGGUGCUGUGCUCUCCUGUUCUGUCGAUUCAGCGACGUCACUGAGGUCGGGAUCUCGGAGUUGCAGCAGGAGAUCGACAGACUGCUCAGAGAGAGGGUCCAACGCCAGUCGACAAAAGCGUGUCGCUCUUACGUGUUGCCAAGUCCGUUCCGUCUGUCUGUGUGGCUUGCAGAAUGCCUUGGUAAAGCAGUCCCAACAGCGGGAGGUGGAUUCCAUGCAGCAGCAACAGCAGCCUCACGAGAUGCUCGAGUAAGUAUGUGGUGUACGAGACAUUUUCAAGGCGAGCAAUCCUCUUGCAGCGCCUGCCUUUAUCUGCAGAUUGCUGCUUACAUUUUAUAUUCGUCGACAUCUACUCAAACGUAUUCGACGGACGGGCUGGGUGUCAUGCGUUGGUUGUCGCCCCUGCUGAGUGGGACGACGACGGCCUCGAUGACAGCCGCAGGUACACACACUCACUCAGUCACCCAGUCCAUCCAUUGAUCGACGAUCGACAACACAGGUGGUGUUGUGCUGUUCUGUUCUGUCGAUUCAGCGACGCCAGCGACAUCACUGUGGUCGCAGUUGGCGCGGGGGCGAAACUCGAAGACGAAAAGGUACAUACCAAAGAAGGGCGAUUGGUCCCCUCCCUCCUGCCACAAACACACUCUGACAUGACACACUAUUCCCUCCCUCUGCAGGCAUCCUUAGCAAGGGAAGUCGAGUUUCUCCAGGGAGAAUACAACGCCCAAAGCGUAGGCAGACGGAAGCAAAGCUUAUCAUCCCCUAUCUAUCUAACCGCGCAUCGAUCAGGAUUUUCUCAUGCUGCUGAAGAGUUCGCUCGAUCGCAUGAUGCUACAGAUCAACGAGCUCCAGCAGGACAAGGUGCGUCGGACAAAGGAGACACGAGACAGCCCGGAGCACCCCUUUAUUGCCUGUAUGUCACGUGUGGCUGCAGGAUGGGAUGAGUGAGGAGCUCGCAGAGAUGGAGACACACUCGGUGAGACAGACAGACAGACAGACUGAUGGAGCGUCUUCCUUGUCUGCAGAUUGCUGCCUACCUUUUAUAUCGGUGCGUCAGGGAUCUCACUUUCGGAGUGCAUGUCAAAUGGACAAAACCGACUUGUGCGUGGCAACGGGAUCGACAUGGUUCGCAGAGACAUGUGACAGGCUAACUGUCAAAUUGUAUGUAUUGGCAGCAAAGACCUCACAAACACACAGAGACACACACGCACACACGAUUUCACCCGCGUCUAUCCACACGUCCGCCCCCUGACUCAGCUAAGAGCGUCUUGGCAGCGAUGAACGCGCGCUUCAGCUCAGUGUUCUCUGUCUCCAGAGCAGAUAUGACAUUCUCAAGAUCCCUCAUACUCCCAGGCACCCGUUUGCAACAUUGCGGAUGUUGAGGUGCGUUUCGACCUGGUGGCGCCAACACAGGAGGGAGACCAUGCCCCUGGCACACACAGAGAGGAUGUUCUGUGAGUGGGAUUGACGUGGCUGGCUGCGUAUGUGUCUGGGUGAGUGAGCUGGUGGGAUGCAAUGGCGAAGCAGUGCAGUGAGUGCAUGUACAUUUAACCAUAUUGAUCAGCUGAUGGAUGGAUGGAUGCGGGGAGGAGAUCAUGACGAUGGUAUGGUAUUUAUCUGUG
This is a messenger RNA of Vitrella brassicaformis, 3415 nucleotides long. NCBI's taxonomy places the organism in Eukaryota, Vitrellaceae. The record is from the annotation of a GenBank genome assembly.